This is a messenger RNA of Fusarium oxysporum Fo47, 2301 nucleotides long. RefSeq names its product Aldehyde/histidinol dehydrogenase. The record is from RefSeq and is a predicted model, not a curated record. Gene Ontology annotation, molecular function: aldehyde dehydrogenase (NAD+) activity; hydrolase activity, acting on ester bonds. NCBI's taxonomy places the organism in Eukaryota, Fungi, Ascomycota, Sordariomycetes, Hypocreales, Nectriaceae. The transcript is spliced from 9 exons. Bases 1 to 2301 code for a protein of 766 amino acids.
AUGCUGUCCAAACUUCUUCUUGCUGCCAUGGGUAGCAUCUUGGCUCAGAGCGCUGCAGUCCACGCAGCGGGAAGCAUCGGCUAUCUCUUCACUUUUGGCGACUCAUACUCCCAGACAGGCUUCGACCCCAACGGUGCAAAGCCCUCCGCUGCAAACCCACUCGGCAACCCGCCCUUCCCCGGAUGGACAGCAGCUGGUGGUGCGAAUUGGGUUGGAGACAUUGUCAAAGAGCAAAACAACUCUCUCGUGCUGUCGUAUAACUUUGCGUAUGGAGGUGCUACUGUCGAUGCCAACAUCGUCAAGCCCUAUGCAAGCACUGUCUUGAGCUUCGUAGACCAGGUCAACCAGUUCUCUAACUCUGUUGGCAAGCAUCCAGCUGGUACCUCUUGGACAGCGCAGAAUACCAUUGCAGGAGUGUGGAUCGGCGUUAAUGACGUCGGAAACUCUUUCUAUUUGCAGGAUGCUGACGCAGUGGUUGAGAAGGCGACUACGAGAUACUUUGAGUUACUACAGGUUCUGUACAAGGCUGGCUUGCGCAAGUUUGUCUUGCUCAGCGUCCCACCAACCGAGUUGACACCAUUGAUGAUCCAACAAGGCGCUGACUCAAACGCUCUUCUCGUCAAGGCCAUCAAGCUCUACAACAGCAAGUUGGCCUCAAAGCUCAGCGCUUUCAAGAAAGCUAACUCUGGUGUCAAAACUCUUCUUGUCGACACGUCUGUUUCUUUCAAGAAAGCUAUCAACAACCCCAAAGCCUAUGGUGCUCCUGACGCAACUUGCUACAACAGCGAUGGGAAGUCAUGCCUGUGGUUCAAUGACUAUCACCCUGGAAUUGCUAUUAACCAGCUUGUGGCUGAACAGGUGGCGAAUGAACUUGAGGCCAAUGGCUUUGGAUGUUUCCCCAUUGAGCAGAAAGUUGACUUCCAAACUUUCUGGAACGUCAUCAACAACGAGUUGAGCUCUACUUCGGAAACCCGACGUGGUAUCUGCCCUAGUACUGAGGAGCCUCUCUGGGAGUCACCCGUAUCGACCCAACAAGAUGUCGAUCAAGCUGUAAGCGCUGCGAAAGCGGCAUACCCUGCGUGGCGAAAGCUAUCAUGGGAUGAGCGUGCCAACUACCUCGUCAAAUUCGCAGAUGCUAUCGAGGCACAUAAGCAAGAGUUUAUUGAACUUCUGGGCCGUGAAGCUGGCAAACCGCCCCAGGCCGGUGGUUUUGAGUUGAUGCUUGUCAUGGAGCAUAUUCGAGAGACUCCAAAGCUGACGAUCAAGGAGGACAAGCCCGAUGAGAAUGAAGAUAGAACAGCCGUUGUGCGCUACGUUCCCCUCGGCGUCGGCGUCGGCAUCGUUCCAUGGAACUUCCCCAUGUUGCUGGGUAUUGGAAAAGCGUACCCUGCCAUGCUGGCUGGUAACACGUUCAUAUGGAAGCCCUCACCAUAUUCUCCGUACUCUGCCCUUAAGCUUGCAGAGAUUGGAGCCAAAGUCCUUCCUCCUGGCGUGUUCCAAGCUUUGAGCGGUGGUGAUGACCUUGGACCUAUGCUGACUGCUCAUCCUGGUGUAGCUAAGAUCAUGGAGGCUUGUGCAGCUACGUUGAAGCGUGUCACUCUUGAAUUGGGCGGUAACGAUGCUGCGAUUGUCUGUGAAGAUGUCGACAUUCCUGCAGUGGCUGGAAAGGUCGCGUUUCUCGCCUAUGUUCACGGCGGACAAAUCUGCAUGAACAUCAAGCGCAUCUAUGUCCAUGAGAGCAUCUACGACAAGUUCGUGUCUGAAGUGGUGAAGUUCUUGGAAGUUCUUAAGACCGGCAACUUCUCUGACCCUGAAGCCUUCUUUGGACCUAUCCAGAAUAAGAUGCAGUAUGACAAACUCCAGCGCCUCUAUGAAGAGAUCGACAAGCAAGGAUGGCAACGCGCAUUCGGCAGCGCAUCAGCUGCGAAAUGGGAUAAAGGCUACUUCAUCCCACCAGUUCUCAUCGACAACCCGCCCGAGGACUCAGAAAUCGUGCAAACUGAACCCUUUGGUCCAAUCGUUCCUGUCAUGAAGUGGCAGUCCGAAGACGAUGUUAUAUCCAGGGUCAAUGCAUCAGACUAUGGUCUUGGAGCGUCUGUCUGGAGUAAAGAUGUUGCUCGUGCUCGAAGAAUGGCUGAACAAUUGGAAGCGGGAAGUGUUUGGGUCAACACGCAUUUCGAGGUUGCGCCGAAUGUCCCGUUUGGGGGACAUAAGCACAGCGGUAUUGGUAUGGAUUGGGGGGAGGUCGGUCUAAAGGGCUGGUGUAAUCCUCAGGCUUACUGGGAAAAGCAUUCUGGGUGA